GGCCCGGCGAGCGGAGCAACCGGUUUCACGCGCUUGGGGACCUGCUCCUUCCGCGUUCCGGUUAGGGAGCGGUGCGGGGCCGCGUGCGUGGAUGUGAUGUGGAUAUUUAGGUGACUUAACUACAGGAACAUCAAAAUGCCUAAUAUUGAAUAUCCAGCGUACCCAGCAGAUACACUGCUCCAGUUGGAAAGCUUGGUGCCUUGUCGAGAAUCCCAAGUGUCCACGUUGCUGUCAAUAUUUGGCGAGCGCCAUCAGUUUAGUUUUCCAUCCAUCUUUAUCUAUGGACAUACAUCUAGUGGAAAGACCUAUGUGAUGCAGACUCUUCUAAACACCUUAAAGCUUCCUCAUGUGUUUGUGAACUGUGUGGAACACUUUACUUCUCGACUUCUUUUAGAAGAAAUUCUCAUCCAGUUGCAGAAGUGCUCUGCUGAGACAGAGCAGACUUCUCAUGUGUCUUGUGAUAACUUCAAUGACUUUGUUCGUUUCUUUAAACAAUCUGUGGCGAAUAAAGAGCUUCAAGAUCAAACAUUAUACAUUGUACUGGAUAGAGCAGAACAGCUGAGGGAAAUGGAAGCAAACAUCCUGCCAGCAUUUCUUAGGCUUCAAGAGUUGACUGACAGAAAUGUGACAGUUGUCUUGCUCAGUGAAAUAGUAUGGGAACUGUUCCGUCCAAAUGCUGGAUGCUUUGAGCCGUUCACCUUAUAUUUUCCUGACUACAGCAUAGGACACCUGCAGAAGAUCUUGUCUCAGAAUCAUCCUUCAGAAUACUCUGGGGACUUCUAUGCUGCAUAUAUCAAUAUCUUGCUUGGUGUCUUCUACAUGGUCUGUAGGGACCUGAAAGAACUUCAGCAUCUGGCAAUGCUCAAUUUUUCUAAAUACUGUGAACCAGUAGUCAGAGGAGAAGCAAAUGAACGUGACACCCGCAAACUUUGGAAGAACAUUGAGCCUCAUUUGAAGAAGGCAAUGCAGACUGUUUAUCUCCGUGAAAUAUCUAGCACACAGUGGAAGCGCUUGCAGCACGACGAGGGAGAACUUGGGCAGCUGAAAGGACUUUCAGCACAUACACAUGUGGAACUUCCUUAUUACUCCAAAUUUCUUCUAAUAGCUGCUUACCUUGCCUCCUACAAUCCUGUUAGGACAGAUAAGAGGUUCUUUCUUAAGCAUCAUGGGAAAAUUAGAAAGACCAACUUCAUGAAGAAACAUGAAAAGACCAGCAAUCACCUCCUUGGGCCAAAGCCAUUUCCCCUGGACAGAUUGUUAGCAAUAUUAUAUAGCAUUGUGGACAAAAGAGUUGCUCCAACUGCAAAUAUAUUUUCCCAGAUCACCUCUCUUGUCACUCUCCAGCUGUUAUCCAUUGUUGGCCAUAAUGAUCAGCUUGAUGGACCACGGUACAAAUGCACUGUAUCUCUGGACUUCAUCAGAGCUGUUGCCCGGACCGUGAACUUCGACAUAAUAAAAUACUUGUACGAUUUCUUGUGAAAACAAGCUUCACAGCCAUAUGGACACUGUGACAAUGACUAAGGCAAGCUGUGUUCAUCUCUUUACUUAGCUGGCCAGAAAGAAGAGUAUUUUGGCUCUUUCGGAUUUGUCCAAACAGGUGCUGGCCCAGCAUGGAACGUGAUGAAAAUACUCUGAUUGGUCUGGGUGGAUCUGAGCAGAGCACUAUUUACCAGGGACCCUGGAGUAUUUGGAAGCAAUGUGUUAAUUAUAAACAGCAGGGUUUGAGCACAAUCUGUUCUACUCUUAAUGAUGUUAUCUUAACACUGAAAAUGCCUGAAACCCAUUUACUUAGGACUGCAUUUUGCUCUAUGAACUCUCCCCAGUGCUUUGAACAUGGCAGCAGCCCUUGUUUGUAUGCCCAGUCUUUUCACUUCCUCUCCACAGGAAUCUUUGCAAUUGCCUGCCAAAGCAGCUUUUCCUGAGGCCACCAUUUUAAGAGAGUGGAGUAGCAAAAUAUAAUAAACAUAAAAACAUUUAAAAUAAGCUAGUAUAAAUCCUUUUUUUCUCUUCAGCUGUAUGUAGGCAGACUGUUACACUGUUAUAUGGAGAUCACAAUGAUGGGAAACUCCCAACUAAUCACCAUACUGUCUUUUUUCAGACCAUUCAUAAAUGUUGACUAUGACUUUAUUUUAAGAAGCUUUAUUUUAAAACACAGUCAAUUCUUUCUGUCCCAGUGUCAAACUCGGAAGGUUUUUUUUUUACUUAAACAUCUCAUAGUCCUCUUACACUUACCUGGUUACAUUAAGUGCUAAUUACAAUGUUGUUUGGAACUAAGGUACUUUCAGAUAAACACUGUGUAAUGGUUUUUGUAACAGUAUCUGUCCUGUAGGGGAGGAUGGCACAGCUGCCUUUCCGUCAGAAAGGGAGAAAUUCAACAGGUGACAGAAUAUUCCUGCAGUAGUACCCCAAAAGAGGAGGAUCAGUGUGGUGUUAUAAUAUAAAACUUUAGCUUUGGAAGUAUAUGAUGGAAUAUGCUAGAAUUACAUUUGUCUUCAGUUUACAUGCAGAGGAUUCCCAAAUGCUGCUACUUUUAUGGGCAUUAAAAUACCCUGGUACAGUUUGAGAUUGUUGUCUUCAUGAAUCUGAAUAUUUCUUUCACUCUCUGGAAAACUCCAGGUCCCUCAGUCCUGGCAGUACAAGUCCAUGCCAUGUCCUGUGUUGAGCAUUACAGGCUUCUUUUUCCCAGGAAAAAUCACCAUUAUUUCCUUGUCUUGAACUGAUAUUGGAAAUUAUCAAAUACCUUGAACAUGUGUAGCUUUUUUUUCUUUGUUCUUUUUUUUUUUUCCCCCAACUGUUGGUGUGUGGCCAGGCUUCUGGAUUCAGAUCCAAAUGAAUGAAUUCCAGGUAAAUAAAUCUAAGUGACAAAAGCUUGUCUUUCUGGCCAAGUCUCUUCCCCCAUCAGGGGAGUGUGAAAGGGCAGCAAUGAGUCAUCUCCCUGAUCCCUUUCCCUUCCUGCCACUGAGCUAAAUCAGACCCUGCACCUGCCCAUGAGGUGGCAACAUUUGUCACUCUUACUGAAGUGUUUGGAUGCAAAUGCAUAACCUGUUUCAAAAUGUUGACUACCUGCUUUUUUUUUAUUAAUAAAAACGUACAAAAGGUGAACUUUGGACUGAA
Calypte anna (Anna's hummingbird) is the source of this 3114-nucleotide messenger RNA. RefSeq names its product origin recognition complex subunit 5 (gene ORC5). Gene Ontology annotation, cellular component: nuclear origin of replication recognition complex; nucleus. Lineage: Eukaryota; Metazoa; Chordata; Aves; Apodiformes; Trochilidae. Gene Ontology annotation, molecular function: DNA replication origin binding. The transcript is spliced from 15 exons. The record is from RefSeq and is a predicted model, not a curated record. The coding region runs from base 136 to 1479 and encodes 447 amino acids. Gene Ontology annotation, biological process: DNA replication initiation; DNA replication.